CCUCCCCGUUAUACGAGCUCCGGGCGGUCAUGUCCUCGCCAUGGGGCCGAAUGAAGUGCAUCGGGGGCUGCCUGCCUCCGUUCCUCGCCGCCGUCCUCUUCGACGUGCUCGGCUUGACCCUGCUCUUCGUGGGCAUCUUCGGCGACGUGCGCGUCGGCGGCCGCUUCUACGGAGACUUCUUGAUCUACACCGGCGCCCUGGUGCUCUUCACCAGCCUGGCCUUCUGGUUCAUCUGGUACGUGGGCAACGUCCGGGUGGCGGAGGACGACGGCGGCUGGGUGGGCAAGAGGAGCGGCGGCGCGGCCGGAAGCGUCGCGCGCCUGGCGAGGAAGCUCACGGAGCGGCUGAGCCACAAGAUGACCGCGGAGGCCCCCGUGAAAUGCGUGGAGGAUGAGGAGGAGCACCAGGUGGGCGCACCUGCGCGCGAGGCCGGCCGGGUGACGUGGGGCCGAUCCACGGCGUACCACAACGACGGCUACGAGGAGUCGGUGGACUCCUUGUCCGUGGAAAACCCGGUAGAGACGGACCCAGAAGAAAAGGCUCCGAUCUGAACCUCCACCUGAUGGGUAGCUUCACGUUUCAUGUCCCGAACAAUGCAUUUAUUGUUAUGUCAUGCACAGCCAAAGCUAAAGAGAUGUUCAUAACCCGUCCACAUUUAGACCGGACACCAACAAGGUGUUAUUCUUUUAAAGAUAACACUUUAUAUCUCACAGGUCAAUACGUUUCCUUUGAUACUGAUAAAGAAAAGAAAGAGUAUAUCGAGACGCGUUAACUACAUUAACUUAUGAAUCAAUACCAACAUGUAAAGUCUUAAUUACGUUGAAUUAUAACCAACUUUCAUGGUUCUUUCCAAGAAACUUUUGAAAUUGUGACGCUGGAGAGAAAAAAAAGAACUCUAUUUUAUUUCACGAUAUUUUUUGUAUAUUUUAUUUCCAACAUCGAGGUCCAAAUGAUAUUUCAAAGAUUUCUUUACACUGUUAUGCUAAGCUGGAUUGAAGUGUUUAAAAAACCCCAAUUAUAUACAGUAUAUAUAUAUAUAUAUAUAUACACACUGAAGCGCAUAAUACAUGUAGAUGUUGCAGAACUGGUUGGACCAUUUCAUUCAGGUCUUAUUUUGAAAGGGUUCAAAUCCAGAUUCAGAACCUCAUUAUGUCUCCUUAUGUUGGACUGAUUAACGUUAACAAGUUCUCUAAAAGCCGGCCGGAGCACGUCGGCGGUGCUCGGUGUCCUUAUUCAAUAAAACCACAAUGCCGAGUUCCCUUUAAGUGGUACGAAGAACUCCACUUGAUACGCAUCAUGUGAGAAAAGAUGGCGGCUGUAUGGGGCUGUAAAUGUCACCUCAGCCGGCCAAUCACAGGUCAGCAUUACAGUGAUGAAACCCACACAAAUAGUCCAUUUGUUUCUAUAU
Messenger RNA from Cyclopterus lumpus (lumpfish), 1408 nucleotides. Its product is annotated as transmembrane protein 238-like. NCBI's taxonomy places the organism in Eukaryota, Metazoa, Chordata, Actinopteri, Perciformes, Cyclopteridae. The transcript has a single exon. The coding region runs from base 30 to 551 and encodes 173 amino acids. The record is from RefSeq and is a predicted model, not a curated record.